This is a messenger RNA of Pyrus x bretschneideri (Chinese white pear), 438 nucleotides long. RefSeq names its product periplasmic beta-glucosidase-like. Gene Ontology annotation, molecular function: beta-glucosidase activity. The coding region runs from base 1 to 438 and encodes 145 amino acids. The record is from RefSeq and is a predicted model, not a curated record. Gene Ontology annotation, biological process: glucan catabolic process. The transcript has a single exon. Lineage: Eukaryota; Viridiplantae; Streptophyta; Magnoliopsida; Rosales; Rosaceae.
AUGUUCAGCGAAAACCCUGAUGCUGAUUUUGUCAAGUCUAAUAACUUUUCCUAUGCCAUCGUUGCCGUUGGGGAGCCCCCUUAUGCUGAGACCAACGGGGAUAGCUUGAAUUUGACCAUUGCGGAACCAGGUCCAAGCACCAUCACCAAUGUUUGCGGUGGAGUCAAAUGCGUGGUUGUCGUUGUCUCUGGCCGUCCUGUUGUGAUUGAGCCCUACGUUUCCUCGAUUGAUGCGCUUGUGGCUGCAUGGCUUCCGGGAACUGAAGGCCAAGGAGUGAGUGAUGUUCUUUUUGGAGAUUAUGGAUUCACAGGAAAGCUUCCUAGGACAUGGUUCAAGACAGUAGAUCAACUCCCUAUGAAUGUUGGUGAUGCACAUUACGAUCCCCUCUUUCCCUUCGGUUUUGGACUUACAACCGAUCCAGUUGAUCAGUCAUCUUAG